Carassius auratus (goldfish) is the source of this 2978-nucleotide messenger RNA. RefSeq names its product 5-hydroxytryptamine receptor 5A-like. The record is from RefSeq and is a predicted model, not a curated record. The transcript is spliced from 3 exons. The coding region runs from base 438 to 1595 and encodes 385 amino acids. Gene Ontology annotation, molecular function: G protein-coupled serotonin receptor activity. Gene Ontology annotation, cellular component: plasma membrane. Gene Ontology annotation, biological process: adenylate cyclase-activating adrenergic receptor signaling pathway; positive regulation of MAPK cascade. NCBI's taxonomy places the organism in Eukaryota, Metazoa, Chordata, Actinopteri, Cypriniformes, Cyprinidae.
AUCCACGCAGCACCCCUACGCCACACGUUGGUUCAAUCCACAUGCGGUGUGCAGCCUUGACUCAAGUGUAGUGUGUGUUUUAGAUGAAGACGGUUUCAGGUGGGCAGAACAGUUACACUCGACCGAAAAAAGCGAAGAAAUCCUGCACUUUUGCAGAAUGUUUGUAUCGCUGUUGUGAUUAUAGGAUGGAGGAUGUCUUCUCACACCUUCAAAUGUGUGUCCUGGGAACCCCUACAUUGCAGAAUGCUAUAAACGCAUGUUUAUCAACGUGUGCAAUCAUAAUGCCAUAGUCAGUAUGGUAGCACUUUAAAACGCCUACCUUUUCAGUGACCAGCUUACAGAACUGUGAGCUAAAGGACAAUAAGCUCACAAGUUGUAGUGCCAAGAACACAUGACGCCUACGCAGAAAACAAACUCCUGCAAAUAUUUUACAUUUAAUGAACUUUUUAAAAUAUCUAAUAAGAAAACCAUUAUCCACUCUGGCAGUGACAUUUAUUUUCAACUUGUCCUCUAAUGAGGGCCAGCUAUCUAUUUGCAUACCGUCACAUGCUGCCAUGACUCAAUCCAAUGUUACAGUUCUCUCAGCUAAUAUCUCUGGAGGAUAUGAAUGGGGUAAUCUGUACCGUCCAUUUUCUGUGUUCAGUGUUCUCACGCUCACUUUGCUGGCCAUGCUAGUGGUGGCCACUUUUGUAUGGAACCUUCUGGUGUUGGUGACCAUCCUGAGGGUGCGCACCUUCCAUCGUGUGCCCCACAAUCUGGUUGCCUCCAUGGCCAUCUCGGAUGUGAUGGUUGCAGGACUGGUUAUGCCCCUCAGUCUCGUUAGAGAGCUCUAUGGUCGGCGUUGGAUUCUGGGUCGGGCACUAUGUCAGGUCUGGAUCUCCUGUGAUGUGCUCUGCUGCACAGCCAGUAUCUGGAACGUGACGGCUAUUGCCCUCGAUCGCUACUGGUCCAUCACUCGCCACCUGGAGUACACGCUGAAGACACGCAAACGAAUCUCUAAUGUGAUGAUUGGCCUCACAUGGCUGCUCUCCUCUGUUAUCUCGCUUUCGCCACUCUUCGGUUGGGGUGAGACCUACUCAGAAGACGGUCUGACUUGUCAAGUAAGCCAGGAGCCCUCCUACACAGUCUUCUCCACCUUUGGAGCCUUUUACCUGCCCCUCUGCGUGGUGCUCUUUGUCUACUGGAAGAUUUACAAGGCUGCCAAGUUCCGUAUUGGCUCUCGCAAGACCAACACCAUCACACCCAUGGCUGAGGUCAUAGAGGUAAAGGAGGCUGAACGACAACCACAGAUGGCCUUCACAGUCCGUCACGCUACUGUAUCGUUCCAGACGGAUGGCGAGACGUGGCGAGAGCAGAAAGAGAGGAGAGCAGCUCUGAUGGUGGGCAUCCUGAUAGGUGUGUUUGUUCUCUGUUGGAUUCCCUUUUUCCUUGCUGAGCUCAUCAUUCCGCUCUGUUCAUGUGACAUCCCUCCUGUCUGGAAAAGUGUCUUCCUCUGGCUGGGUUACUCAAACUCCUUCUUUAACCCGCUCAUCUACACAGCCUUUAACAAGAACUACAACAACGCGUUUAGAAACCUUUUUUCCAGACAGCGAUGAGGAACAGAAAGAAGAAAGACCAGAAUGAAGACCUUUGGGUUUUAUGAGUAGAAAGUGAGAAGAACAUCAAGAGAAGCCUUCUUCUCAGUUCAGACACAGAAGAACAAGCAAUUCACUCACUCUAACCAUUGUUAAAGGAGGAAGGGGGAUUUCCAACACACUUCGGAAACCCUGCAGGGGUAGUGUUGAGAUCUGUCUGUGUAUGAAUGCUGCUGCUGCUGAUGUCUUCAUGGUUAGACAAGUUGGCACUAUCUGUUGAUUCAGCAGUACUGAUAUAAUGCACGUCUUCUAAACCAUCCAAGUGUCUGCUUUAGCAAGAUUGAACAAAUCAUUCAGACACUAAGCAAACUUUCUGUAGCUCUUGCAAUUUCUGUGAAACCAUAGAUUCGUUCCACUGUUUUAAUGGAUGUGAAACAUCAAAGCCCUUUUUCUUCUAAUUGUCAAUGAAGACACGAUGUAGGCAUUUUUACACUUCAUGAAAAUCUGGCUUAAUAUCCUUUCACUUCUUAAAAAUAUACUGGCUAAGGAGCAAUUUGUAUUUUCAUUCAUUAUAUUAUUUUUUCCUUAUGAGGAAAGUUGAUGUGCAAAAGAUGAACUAAGACAAUUCAUGAUUUCAGGUAAAGACAUAGUAUAAUGAAGUGAAAUUGAAAUUUUGAACAGAAUAGUUGUUAUAAGUGACCUCAUAACAAUGCCUUUGUUUCCAAGCAUCACAUCGUAAGCUACCAUUGUAGCAGAGUGAAUUGGAAUAAGGAGAUUACAUGGAACCAAAUGUAAACAAGCCUGCAGUUUUUAGUUUUUUUGUUUGUUUGUGCUACAGUUGUUAAUCAGUGAAUAUGUUUUGCCCCUAGCAGCUAUCACAGUGCUUCCAGUGCAUGUCCAAAGAAUCACAAUAAGUUUGAAACAGUAUCGCUUUAAAAUAUUUUAUCAGUUUAUCAGUUCAUCCAUUAUUCAUAGACUCCACUUUAGGGCAGCACCAACUUUUACUUUGCAUAUGCGUCUAUGAGAAUAAAGUAAUGUCUGUAGUGAGACUAGUACUCAAGCUUCUGAAAGGUUGAAGAAAGUGAGCCAGAUACUGAGAGAUGAAAAAGGAAAUGGAAAGGCAAAGAGUGGGAACAUGAAUAUGUGACCCUGGACCACAAAAUCAGUCUUAAGUGUUAAUUUCUCAAAAUUGAGGUUUAUAUGUCAUCAGAAAGCUGAAUAAAUAAGCUUUCCAUUGAUGUGUGGUUUGCCAGGAUCGGACGAUAUUUGACCGAGAUACAUCAAUUUGAAAAUCUGGAAUCUGAGGGUGCAAAAAAGUCAAAAUACUGAGAAAAAAAAAUUUGUCCAAAUGAAUUCUUAACAAUGCAUAUUAACAAUAAAAAAUUAAGUUUUGAUAUAUUUUUG